Molecule: messenger RNA, 2367 nt
Organism: Rubroshorea leprosula
Lineage: Eukaryota; Viridiplantae; Streptophyta; Magnoliopsida; Malvales; Dipterocarpaceae
Source: the annotation of a GenBank genome assembly
CGACUUUCUUCACUCUUGAAAAACCUGGUGAGAUCUUGAUGAAUUUCUCUUCCUUCCUUGUUAAAUCACAAGAUUUGGGGCUUAGAAUCUUCCCUCUCAGCCCAGAAAAUCCCGGUUCUGCUCUGCUUUUCUCCCCUGUCCGCCGGUGGGAGAUUUUAGGCAUUUUUCUGGUAAGAUCUAGCCAUGAAUCCCUCUCUUUAACCUUGAUUUAGGUUGAGUUUACUUUAAUUGCUUUAUUCCCUUCCAAUUUCUGGUAGAGCCGUGAAUCCCCUGCAAAGAAUUCCCGUCGGCCUCUUCCCCCCUUCAGCUCCAGUUCUUGCUGGAAAAUUCUGGUUCCCGAUCGUUCUGUCAGUUUAGUACCUAAAUUGAGUGCUCGGUUUUGCGGAGUGAGUGACCCUGCUAAUGGGGGAGGUUAUAAACGCUAGCACAUGUCGGCACAUGUCGAUAUGUUAUUCGUGACCCUACUAGUGGGGGAGGUUAUAAACGCUAGCACAUGUCGACAUGUUAUUGAUAAAACCGGUUCAUGAGUGACCCUGCUUGUGGGGGUUAUACACCAGCAAAUAGUGACCCUGCUUGUGGGGGUUAUACACUAGCAAAUAGUGACCCUGCUUAUGGGGAUUAUACACCAGCAAAUAGUGACCCUGCUUGUGGGGAUUAUACACCAGCAAACAGUGCGCCUGCCAGUGGGUGUUAGAUGCUGGCCAUGACCUAUAGAGGAGACGUUUAUUUCGUUCCCGUACUGUAUCCGUUUUGCGUGAUUGCACAUGUUGGCAUGCUAUAAGUUUAAUAAUGGGCACUCCAUAUUUUACUUACUGAGUUUAUCUCAUAGUUUUUCCUUGUCCACCAUUUCAGGAAGUGAAUCCGAGGACGGGGAAACCACGGGAAGUGACGACAAGGGUUCAGGAGCUGGUGCUCUCUUAAUUGGCCCAGAUGAAUACCGAAGUGAACAUGCUCUAAAAUUUAACUUCGAUGCAACAAACAACGUGGUUGAGUAUGAAGCCCUGCUACUUGGUCUGCAACUAGCAUUGGAGUUGAAAAUCAGCGCGAUCCAAGUGUAUAGUGACUCCCAACUGGUGGUGAAUCAAAUCAACUCAAUCUGCGAAGUUGUCGAUCCUGUGAUGGUGAAAUAUGUAGCCAUAGUGGCUGAGCUAAAGUGCAAAUUAAAGAAAUUUUGUUUGAGCAAAAUUCCCCAAAUUGAGAAUGAACAGGCAGAUUCACUCUUUAAAUUUGCCUCUGAUAGCUCUUUAAGUUCCAGAUCAGUUUUUGUGAAGGUCUUAGUUGAACCAAGCUUCAUGAAGCCACGGAUGAUGGAGAUCAGCACAGAUCCAGACACAUCGAGCUGGACUAACCCAAUUAUCUCCUUUUUACGAGAUGGGAUAGUACCUGAGGACAAGCAGGAGGCAAUGAAGUUGAGAAAGAAAGCAUCUCGGUAUACACUUGUAGAUGAGGUCCUUUAUAAGAGAUCUUUCUCACUCCCUCUUCUACGAUGCUUGAAUCCUUAUGAAGCGGAGUACGCACUUCGGGAGGUACAUGAAGGUGUUUGCGAGAGUCACGUUGGUGCUAGAACUUUGGCUCAUAAAGUCUUAGGAAAGGGAUAUUAUUGGCCAAAUAUGUAUAAAGACACCACUCACUUUGUUCAAAGAUGCCCGAAGUGCCAAUUCUUUGCACAUCUGACUCACCAACCAGCAGAAGAGCUCACGAACUUGAUUAUUUCACAAAAUGGGUUGAAGCUCGGCCAUUAUCCAGUCUUACCUCCAAGAAGGUUGAAGACUUUGUUUUCAGCUCGAUCAUUUGCAGAUAGGGGAUCUCGAAUCAGAUUGUGGCAGAUAAUGGAACUCAAUUCAACUGCUCCUCAUUCCAAGAUUUUUGUUCCAGCUACGGGAUCAAAUUGCAAUUCACCUCGGUUUACCAUCGGGAGUCCAAUGAUAUGAGAAGAAGCACGGCUUCGAACUCUUGUAUACAAGCAGAAAUUAGCCAACUUCUACAAUAAGCGAGUCCGCCCUCGAACAUUCAAAGUAGGAGACCUUGUUCUCAGAAAAGUUGGCCUAACAGGGUUUGGAACUCGUUUUGGCAAAUUGGCCCCAAAUUGGGAAGGCCCUUAUACUAUGGCCGAGGUGCCACAUCCUGAUGCCUAUGUCCUUUAAGACGCUGAAGGAAAGAGAGUUCCUAGAGUCUGGAAUGUCAAUAACUUGAAGAAAUGCUACCCAUAAUAAACUUCUUUCAAGUGAUCUAUGUCUUACUGCCUUUAUACUUCUUACUUCGUGAUUGUUAAGAUUCAUUUUAUCUCUUACUCUAUGUAUCCGAGAUAAAUUUGUUUAACACUUGUUCCUUGAACUUCACUUCUACUAAUGAAUGUCACUUUGCACA